AAUACACUUUCAUUUUGUUGAUUUUUCAUUCUUUUACAAUUGUUUUGUGAGUUUUUAAAAACUUCAAGCUCCACUUCCGGUUUUGUAGAUCGACAUUUGUUUGAUCGAUUAAGUUCAAUAUGACCGUUAUUUGAAAUGAUUCGAAGGUUCGUCCAGUUUUAGAUGCGGAAUAAUGCACGGUAAUACAUCGUUGAUGCAGUUUCCGAUUCUUUCUUACAAUUCCAGCCAGUAAUUUCACGAUCUCCCCAACAUUCCGCAACAUCGAUCAUAUCAAUCCAGCUUGAACUGGAUUCCAACAUUCGAUCGGGCUCGUUCCAUUCCGUUUGACAGUUCCAGUGUGUUGGUGUGCGUGCGCGUGCUUCAACGCUAUUCACUGACUGCGCCGUAUACAAAUCUUCUGCUGGAGCACGGGUUUGUUCUGUGCCCCUUUCUUUCUCACCCCGCAAAACAUAGCGACAACAUAAUAGUGAUUUCGUUUUGCUAGCAUAAAUGCGUAUGCUGCCGUGCUUGUGCUGAUUCCAUCGCUUGGUUGUGUUUAUCCAUCCGGUCCGGUGCAGUUGGCGGGGGCCCGUAAACAAGACGCAGACCGCUUAUCUCCAACCCCGAAUUGAAUCGCAAUGAGUCGCCGGGUUUAAGAUAAGACCGACGAAACACACACACUCUCACACACGCCUGUUCGAGUUCGUUCGCUUCGUUCUGCUCAUCAAACCCACCCCCACACGGUCACAGUAUGUCGCAGGGGGACGGCCCCGCACCAUCCAAUCUGCCGGCCGGUGUGUCGCUGCUGGAGAACCAGGUCGCCGGCCACACCGCCGCCCAGGGUUGUCUGGGGCUGCUGAAACCCACCGGCGACGACGGCGACGACGCUGGCACGGUCCUGAAGCCAACCGGCAAGGUACAGUGCGGUAUACGCGAGAUCGAUUUCUACGAGCGGCUAGAGGAAGUGCGACGUUGCUGCCAUCAACCGGAAGCCGGUGGUAACACCGAGGAGGAAACCCUCUGGACGGCGCUGUUCCGAGUAGUGCCACAGUAUUACGGCCAUCCGAAGCUGACCGUGGACGGGCGGGAGGUUGAGUUCAUUCAGCUGGAAGAUUUGACCGCCGGGCUGGAGUGGCCAUGCAUCAUGGAUGUGAAGAUUGGGCGCCGCACGUGGGACCCGCUGGCGACGCCCGAGAAACGCCGGGCGGAGGAAGGCAAGUACAAGGCGUGCCGGCAGCGGUACGGGCUGUGCAUUCCCGGCUUUCAGUUUUACGCCGUGCGCAAGGGAGGCGCGCUGGUGCGGCACGGGAAGGAUUACGGCAAGCGGCUCACCGAGGACAACAUCCGUGACGCAUUUCUGCUGUAUUUAAACGCGACGGAAGAUGGACGACUGUCGCGCACGCUGCUGGAACGGUUUCUGGCCGAUUUGCGCAUCAUACGGGAUUGGGCGCGCAAGCAAACCACGUUCCGGCUGUACUCCAGCUCCGUGCUGCUCGUGUACGAUGCGGCCCAGCUCGGGCAAUGCGGGGACAGUGCACUGCAGAGAAACACAAGUCUGAACGCUUCGAACGGCCAAACGGCGGCGGCGCAGCUUUCUGUUAAGGCACGCAUGAUAGACUUUGCGCACGCCUUUCCAGCGGACGCUUCGGAGGCCGGCACCGUCGACGACAAUUACUUACAGGGAGUGGAGAGUUUGGUGGGCCUGUUCGAACAGUUUCUUGCCGCCGAGGGAAACGUUGACUAAAAACAAAAAAAGACGUAAAAAAGACUGGUAGUGAGAGAGAAAGAGAUGGGGUAAAAGGGAGAAUAUUUUUGAAUAAUUUUGAUAGGGUGUGUUGAAAUGUGUACUGUAAGUACGGCCAUUUCCAGACAGACCCUGUGACAGAGAACUCGCUUUAAUUUGUUUUGCUCAAAACAUUAAAAAAAAACAAAGACACCAACAGCAGUGAAAUGCGUUUUGUUGUUCACCCACUAUUGGCCAAAAAUUUGCAAUUGCCAUACGUUACGCCAUACUGCAAGUAAUGUUGUUGUGUUUAUUAAGAUUUGUAUAC
This is a messenger RNA of Anopheles coluzzii, 2030 nucleotides long. RefSeq names its product inositol hexakisphosphate kinase 1-like. Gene Ontology annotation, cellular component: cytoplasm; nucleus. The record is from RefSeq and is a predicted model, not a curated record. Gene Ontology annotation, biological process: inositol phosphate biosynthetic process. The transcript is spliced from 3 exons. Gene Ontology annotation, molecular function: inositol-1,4,5-trisphosphate 3-kinase activity; inositol tetrakisphosphate kinase activity. NCBI's taxonomy places the organism in Eukaryota, Metazoa, Arthropoda, Insecta, Diptera, Culicidae. The coding region runs from base 731 to 1723 and encodes 330 amino acids.